GUACAUCGCGUACAUACUGAUUAUCGUUCCAGCUCUAACAUUUUUUUUCCAAACUAACAACACGACGUGUCAUUUGCCGGACUGGGAGGAAUAAAACGAUAUUAGAAUGCAUACGGUGUUAACCCGAGGAAACGCCACGGUGGCAUACACGCUGAGCGUUCUGGCCUGCCUUACAUUCAGUUGCUUUUUGUCCACCGUCUUUCUGGACUACCGGACCGAGGCAAACAUCAACACGGUCAGAGUACUGGUGAAGAAUGUCCCGGAUUACGGAGCGGCCCGGGAGAAGCACGAUUUGGGCUUCGUGACCUUCGACCUGCAGACGAAUCUCACCGGCAUCUUUAACUGGAACGUAAAACAGCUGUUCCUAUAUCUCACCGCCGAGUACAAGACACCUGCCAAUCAACUCAACCAGGUGGUACUGUGGGACAAGAUCAUCCUGCGCGGCGAGAAUGCGGUGCUGGACUUCAAGAACAUGAACACCAAAUACUACUUCUGGGACGACGGCAAUGGCCUGAAGGACAACCGCAACGUGUCCCUAUACCUCUCUUGGAACAUCAUCCCGAACGCUGGACUCCUGCCCUCCGUACAGGCCACUGGGAAGCACCUGUUCAAGUUCCCUGCCGACUACGCCACCUCGUCCAUUUAGAGUUUAGGGCUAAUGCUAAUUAAAGCUGGUUCCGCCCAGGUUCCGUAGCCUGUAGUGUCUAUCUUAUAAAACCCCAAAUAAAAUAUCUUCGUUAAGAUUUCGAAAUGUAUCCCAGACGAAGGAACUUUAUAGAAAA
Messenger RNA from Drosophila erecta, 782 nucleotides. It is a transcript of the gene Spase22-23, whose product is annotated as signal peptidase complex subunit 3. NCBI's taxonomy places the organism in Eukaryota, Metazoa, Arthropoda, Insecta, Diptera, Drosophilidae. The record is from RefSeq and is a predicted model, not a curated record. Gene Ontology annotation, biological process: protein targeting to ER. The coding region runs from base 107 to 646 and encodes 179 amino acids. Gene Ontology annotation, cellular component: membrane; signal peptidase complex. The transcript has a single exon.